CAGUCGACGUCGAGGGGGGAACCAUGACAGUCCGCACAGAUGCAUGCUUGGAAUCCGAGCCGCAGACCCUCGCCUGCGGUGGGCGACCCCGGUGUUUCAGAGAGCCGGCGGAAGAGGAAGCCGAACUGUGACUUUUUUUUACUAUUUUGGUUUGCUUUGUUUGUAUAACCGAGACAGCAGGUUGUCGACCCCCCAGCAGCAGCAGCAGCAGCAGCAGCCCGCGGUUGCCAAACUACGAGCAUCAUUCAGUGUCAGCCAGAGUCAACGAUGUCUGCGGAGCCUCUUCCUGAGCACCUAGUCUGCAGUCGUGAUUUGGUUUUGGACAUCUUGAAACCAAAGCACCAUCCAAAAAAACCCUGACUUUUGGUUUCUGAGGGCGUCGGCCUCUCUCUGUUUCCACUUCCUGGCAUCUGCUGCUGUUCAACACUUUCUCACCUCUCUGGUGUGGCAGGAUGCUGUAGCAGUUAAAGAGACUUCUUCGACCGAAUGGGGAUAAGGCAUGCACAGGCCCUGCUGGAGUUAACUUGAACGAGGCACUGAAUCAUUUCCAACUUUUGUGGUGGACUUUAACCUCUGACCUCUCCGUGGAUAAAGACAGCAGAAAAGACAAUAUCACGCUCUUUACCAAGGGUAAGAGCCUCAGACCAGGCCUCUGUAGCUCCCCUCACCUUCGCCACCCCCAGUACCAUGCUGGGUGCAGUGCUGCGGAGGAACAUGUCUCAGAAGCUGAGUUUGCUGCUGGUUGUAUUUGGCCUGGCAUGGGGUCUAAUGCUGCUGCGCUACACCGUGCAGCAACCUCGACAUCAGAGCAGUGCUGAGCUACGUGAGCAGAUCCUGGAGCUCAGUCGGCGAUAUGUCAAGGUCCUGACAGAGGAGAACCAGAAUGCACCAGGUGGGCCGCAGGGAACCUCCAUGGCUGGUUAUGCUGAUCUGAAGAGGACUAUAGCUGUGUUGCUAGACGACAUCCUGACGCGGCUCAUCAAACUGGAGGGGAAAAUCGAAUUGGUGGUCAAUGCCUCCUCCACGAACACUUCCCACACAGCAGGGGGCGUCCUCGCCUCCAGCCGCCCAGGGACGUCCCGCCUUCACCCACACGUCCCCAAUAGGCCUCGACCACAUCAAGGAGCAUAGCACAUCACACUUUUCCAGCAUUUAUCACUGAUGUGACAACAUCAGACAAAUGAAAAGCAAUAGACACGUGGACAUCCAGAAACUAUAAACUGCACUUUGGAUGCAUAUCAGAUGUUUUCAGCCAGCUCGGAGGGAAGAGAGAGGACCUCUUCAUGCUCUGUCCUAUCAUCUGCUGAUAUUUAUUAUUUUUUUACCAAGACUAUCCAUUGCAUUUUUAUAUUUUAAUUGCUGGUUUUAUUCAGCUUAAAUUCUGGCUUCUUUUUUUUAUAGAUAUAUAUAUAAUGCCACAUUUGAAUCUUAUGACAGUUGAAGUGAAUGCAAAGAGGUAUAAAUCCUCUGGAAUUGAAAUUGAAUCUCAUAUGCUUUAUCAUGAAAUGGCUUAAAACGCUCCUCUGUCUAAAUAGAGCCCUGCUUCAACAUAUCAAAUCACUAGUCGUGAUCGAAUAGCAACAUAUCUGUUACUUGCUGGUGCAGUUGCAAAAUACUCUAUGAAGAAGACUCUUCUCUAAGCUCACACGUAGUGAUUUUGAGGAUAAUGAAACUGCGUAGUUCACCCUGUAAGAGAUAAUCCAAAGAAUGUUUUUCUGAAUCCAGUGUAAAUGUGUAUCUGCAAUGCUGCGAGACAAUUUGGGUUUAUAGCAGAAUACGGUGGGAGGAUGCCCAUUUGCCACUGUCGACACGUGUUUGAUUUGUCUCAGCAGUCAUCCAAUGGUUUCCUUGCCGGGUGUUGGGAGAUGUUUUCAUUCACAUGUGGAACAGACUGAUUGUACUGUGUAGUCCGUAUUUAGCCCUGUAGUGCUCUUAAAAUGACUGACCUGCUUACACAUGUUCAGGGUUCAUGUUGCACUGUGACUCUAUAGAGAUUGCUAAAAAUACUGGGCUCAUCAACUUUGGCUUAAGGGAUAUUUUAGGCUCUGAAAUAUAAAUUCUUCCUGCCUGCCUCCUGAGAAAGGUUUCUAAAAUUCUAGGAAACUACACCUCACCCUGCGCAGUGGUAGAAAAUCUUUGUCCUGCUCCAAGGAAGAGCAAUACUUACAACAAUAUUACUUGGGAAUUCUAUGAAACAAAGUCAAUGUGGGUGCAAAACUGAAAUAUGAAAAUGUGAUUAAAACACAAACUAAUCUCAUAA
This is a messenger RNA of Scophthalmus maximus (turbot), 2260 nucleotides long. It is a transcript of the gene ccdc126, whose product is annotated as coiled-coil domain containing 126. The record is from RefSeq and is a predicted model, not a curated record. The coding region runs from base 688 to 1131 and encodes 147 amino acids. The transcript is spliced from 3 exons. NCBI's taxonomy places the organism in Eukaryota, Metazoa, Chordata, Actinopteri, Pleuronectiformes, Scophthalmidae.